Molecule: messenger RNA, 5825 nt
Organism: Astrephomene gubernaculifera
Lineage: Eukaryota; Viridiplantae; Chlorophyta; Chlorophyceae; Chlamydomonadales; Astrephomenaceae
Source: the annotation of a GenBank genome assembly
AUGGUUUUACCUUAAAGCAAACAGAGACUUUACAUCGUAGCUAUCGCGCCCACCAUAAUGCAUAAGUCGCCGUGACUAUUAGUCGCACUGUGAAGACGCCCAACACGCCGCGACACCUCCAACUAUCCCUUAAGCUGUUGAGCAACGAUUGAGAACGAGUUCGCACCUGUCACUUGUGACGCAUCCAGCCAGACGGAUAGGCAAAGCCAUUUGCGCUUCCCGUUACGAAGGCCGUAUACAGCCACAAGCUACACGCUUCAACCGUUAAGGACGGAACGCGGAGCCGUUGUAGUGUUUAUACAUUAUCCUUAUGGCCUUCCUGCCGCAAAAACGCGCACGGCCAGCUGAGGUGCAGGUGCCUGAACAGCAACAUGACGAAAGCGCGGUCAACCCGUCUGCGAGUGUUAUGCCACAUUGCAGCAGCAUUUAUCCCUAUCUAAGCCGUGGCUAUGAGAGCUGCGUGAUACCCGGGUGGGCUGCUGUUCAUCCGGCGAUGGUCCGCCAUCUGGAGGAUUUCCAACAGCAAAAUCCGUUGCCACUCCGAGAACCGCGUCCAGACUUAUUUGCACAUAACGAAAUGGAACAUGCGGAGCGGCGGUACGCGACAGUAACUUGCGCUGACUCCGACCAAGUGGCGCACGAUGGCGGAACCGCAUUUAAGCGGCGCAAUAUCCCAUCAACUACGGAGCACCUUUUUGGCGCAAGCCUCCCGCUGACGUGUCCGCACUAUGACAUGGAGCAGCCGUCGGCCCAGGCUUUGCGUCAAGCCACCGCAAGUGACGUUGAGGAGCAAGCGCCCAGGCUGUCCACGGACCAGCAGCCCUCCAGCCCACCGUCACCUCCAUCAUACCCAGAGUUCUUUUCAGCGCUCCCACAACCGGAGCGACAGGUACCUUUUAAGGAGCCCAAGUUCCCAGGCCGCAUGCCUGUCUGUGCCGCUGUGAGAAGUGGCACGUCACAGCAGCAGCAGGAGGAUGAUAUCGACAGUGCUGCAGCUGUUGCUGCCGCGGCUGCUCUGCUACACAUGCGAAAUGCCGCAGCCAGCCCCCACGGCGGCAAGGGCUCCAACUGCAGCUCCCUGGGAGGAGCAUCGGGAAGCUUCUCCUCACUUGAAGCGGAAAACGGCAUGGGUGACGCUGGCAUACAGCAGGACUGGGUCGAGGAGGAGCUUCCCUUCCGCUUCGUGCCACGUGGGCCACGUUCCGCGCCUCACCGCCCACGCACCGCGCCUUCGCCAGCCCACCUGGCUCGCCUGCGGGUGAUCGCGCUGGGGUUUGCUUCCCCUCUGUCCCACCUCCCAGCCCAUGUCCUCCCAGCGGGCGCUUUCAAGGCGGCUGCGCCCAACGGCGCAUCCUGUGUCAAUCGCGCUGCCGCCGCGGCUGCAGCCGCAGCUGCUGCUGCGGCAGAGGCGGAGGCGCAGCUGGCAGCAGCCAUGCAGGUGGCUGCUUCGCUUGCGUCCACGUGCACUGCUCGGCCACAGGGCCUCUCACUGCCAUCCUGGCCUGCAUCUGCAGCAGAAGGGGACGUCCCGUGCGCAACGGCAGCCCUGGUUUCUGACGUUGGAGUGAGGAGGGGCAGCGGGAAUGGCAGCGCCGCGGCUCCUACAGCACCGCAGCAGGUCCUUAAGCUCAUCCCGCUGCAGCAAGUUGCGCAUACGGCGGCAGAAUCACAGAAGACACUGGCCAUGCGUCCGUCUGGAGCAGUGCAGGAGACGCCAACGCUGCUGCAACGACGCCAGUGCCCCAAGAUGCAGGAGCGCUACGCCACUCGUGUGGACGCCUGCGGCCGCCACAUGCAAGAAGACUCCCCGCUGACAUCUCCCUUUGCUACUGCGGCGGCUGCGGACUCCCCGCGCAAGUACGCCCCGCCGCGGGAGGGUUCAGCUGGCGGCCUACAAGCGACAUGCCUUGCUGCCCGAAGUGGUGGUGGCCCGGCGGAGGCCGGCUGCCCUACCCUCGGCUUCAACCUUGCGCCAUCCCCCCGCACUGAGGUCCCGCAACAGCCCCAAGCCAGGCGCACCAUCAUCCCCACGGCACCCGCGCCUGGGACCGGCGGCCUCUCCUCGUCCUUCCUUUCCGCCGCCUCCUUGUCCGAGCCGUACCUCCCACCGCCUCAGGAUGUGAGGAGGGACGUGGCUCUUCGUCUCCGGCCCAGUCCUCCUCUGCAGGAGCGGCAGCAGCAGCAGCCACAGAGCCAGUGGGAGCAGCAGCGCCAGCAGCAGGCAACUAGGCCCCAGGCCUCGGCAGCCCCGAUCACGGACGGCGGGUGUUCCGCUCCCGUCGGAGGCGGUGAUGAACGGUGUGGCUCAGGACGGGACAUGACGCUGUCGCCCCCACCGGCACAUCCACGUCAGCAAGCGCAGCAGCACCAGCAGAUAUUGUUGCGGCUGCAGGCACUUGUGGAGUCCAACCGCGCUGGCCUGCAGCAGCAGCAGCAGCAGCCAGAGCAGCAGCGGCGGGAGUCAGGGGGCCGUGCAGGGGACCGUGUCGAGCAGAGGGUCGAGCGUGAGGAGUGGGGACCCGAGCACCACCAGCAGCCAGUGAUGCUACCCCCGCGCGGUAGCAUCUGCCUGAGGCUGCCGGAUGGCCGGCUAGUGUUUCUGCCGGUGGUGAAGGAGCAGCAGCAGGAGCCAGAGCAGCAGACCGAUGAGGUUUGCAUGGGUCGUUAUGGCGGGCAUUCAGAGGGGAUCGAGCUGCGCGCGUCAGGCUUUGGAAGCGGUGGUGGUACAGCCGCGGCGGUGCCGGCUGCAAGCAAGGAGCCUCCACGUCUCAUGCGACCUGGCGGGGCUACUCCUGAUUGGGAUGCGGGUGAGGGGCGUGAAAGUGGUCCAUUCUCCUACACGUCCAUGCCGCCUCACAGCGUGCAGCAACAUCAGGUGGAGCAGGCGCAAUGGGACUAUGCGAUGCGUCGUACGCCCCCACCGCACCCGCACCCGCAGCAGCCUCUGCUCCCGCAGCUGGACGAACAGACGCACCUGGACCGUUUAACGCAACUCCGGCUGGUGCUCGCAAACACGCUACGUAACAGCGGCAGUGACGGCAGGGAGGAGGGGCAGCGCGUGCAGCAAUCACAUGGUUUGCACCCACUGCAACAACAGCAGCAGCAGCACCAUCAGUACCGCACGCAUUGCUACCAGCAUGGGGUGGAGGAGCUUGAGCAACUGCAGCAGCAGCAGCUGUGGGCGUCGAGGGAGGCAGAGGCAUGUCUGGCGGUCAAGCGGCUGGCUUUGGCAUCGACUACCCUCCAGCAGCACUACCGCUAGCAGCAGCAGGGGCCACCUGCGGAUGCGUUGCUUGCCGUAUCUGAUUCCGCAUGUGGGUUGUCUGGCGGCUGCUGGGAGGGGCGGGCUGCAAGGAGCUGCGUGAAAGUACCACCAGUCGUCCCAACUGAAGCAGGGAUGUGGUAUGUAAAGGACCAGGUUCACGCGACGUGGUGACGGCAACAGACGAAAAGGUGUUUGAUGCUUAAUGCAUGAUGUCCGACCCAUGGGUCAUAACUGCCUUCGAGAUGGAUAACUGUGCUUGGCGGAUAAGCUGUGGGGCCUACGGUGGUGGGCAGGAGUGGCAAGGGCCGGUACUGCAAGGUGAAAACGGUUGUGUAAAGCUAAAGCGGGAGAAGACGGCUUCGAUGUAAGAAGGCCCUGCAAGCGUAAGCAAGAGGCAGCGUGUACGGGGAGUCAACGAAGAUUUGGUUUGUUGGCAUUUGGCUGGCAGGAGGGGUUGGAGGCAGGCGGGGACGGUGAAGGAGGCGCCUGCUCUUGCGUACUGUAAAUCCAUCCAUUUACUGGGGCAGGAAGGAGAGACGCUGCCAUGCAUUGAGAGGGUGGUUUGCUUUUGCUUUGUUCACCCCGCGAUGGGGCAUGGUUUUUGAGCAGUUUUGGGCCUCUCCAUGCGAGUGUAACGGCUUAUUAGGGGUUAUCCUAACUGGGUUUUAGUCGAUUUGCGGGCCUUAAAACGCUGCCAUACAUACACUAAGCAGUGUGCCCAGUAUGCCUCUUUCGUUUCGUUUGGUGUACCCUUCCCAGUGUCGUCCUGCAACCGCUGUGACUGCGGGUGCUCCAAGCCCGCGACAUCGCGCUGUGAAGGCGCCGCGAAUGCACAUCACAUGUACCAGUACCGUGAACACUUUGCGAGUUGCUGCAAGUAAAACCCUUGGUAAGCGCUUUAUUUGCGUAUGCUGGGGCUAUGCUUGUUGCCUAUGCCACGUCUGUUGGUCAUGCAUGUUGGGUACGGCACAUUGGCCGUCAGUGAACGGUUGGUUGUUCCGUUGUAGAUCCAAGUAGAUUAAUCUGUCAGCCGCUCCGUCAGCGGCCAUGUUGGAUUCUGUGCCCCGCCAUUUCGUACCGUAGUCCUUAUGGACCAAAACCUUCCUUAACCAUGCCAGUAACGGAUUUUGGUGUAAGCCUUCGUGUUCGUGCCGACGGACUUGUGAAACACAAAUGUGUUUGGUUGUAGGUUACAGGUAUGCUCGACAACCUCGGGCUUGCCAUUGGUUUGCGACUUGCCAGACAUUUUCGUUGUAAGUGUCUUCCCAGCAAACGUCAUCUGGUCUCUUUUGCACGUAUGUGACCUUCCUCAGACGUGCUGUGGUCCUUUUCCCUGCGUCUCAAACGCUGUCUGGUUGCUCUCCGUAAGGUCCCACAUGCACGUUGUAGGCAAGAGUAGGGCAAUGUUGCGGCACACAUGAGCCACACGUGACAAUACACACGCAGAUGUUCUGUGUCGAACGUUCCAUAUGUAUUGUUCUAGGAGGCUUCUGGAAGGAGCUUUGCUGACGGUGUGGAAUCGUACUUUUCCUGAAGCUUCACUGAUGUUUCCUGAUACCUAUGUACGACUGUUCGAGCCACACUUCUAGGUUCUCGCUGGUGCUGGUACGGUAUCAUCAAGACCGUCCAGUACACGGGAGUAAGAACGGUACAAAGAACUUUUUCUGAAGGGUCAUGCCCCUUUUGGACGGCGUUCAUAGACACGGCGUUCGUAGACACGGCUCUGCACUGCUCUCCCUGCCAUUUCCUUUGCGGCGUCCCGACGAGGCGUCUAAAAUGGUUGAGCUGGCCGACAGGGGGCUUGACGCAGGGAAACUGAGUGCAUGAAGCGGCGGCUUGAGGUAUACCGGUACACCGGUAGCAGAUGUCAGAGGGAAGAAGCCUAGCCACAGGCUGCGCCGGUUGUGAUGAUAUACACAUUCUUUGAGAUGUUGUUGGGCAAACGCGUGUGGCACUCAACCACUCACCGUGAGGGAUUGCUGUUUGACGUCUUUCAGGCCGCAUGCUGGCUACUGCCGGCUGGGCAUGCCGGUCACUUCGCAAGAUCAACAAGGAGAAGUACGAUACCGUUACACUGCGUUACUGUGGUUAUCCUAUCCGCCACCGUACGGCAUGCCGCCGCCUCCCUACGGCAUGCCGCCCCCGCCAUCAAUGCCGCCGCCACCGGGCUACGGCAUGCCGCCGCCGCCUGAAGGGUACGGCAUGCCCCCGCCGCACGGCAUGCCGCCGCCACCGCCGCCCUCAUACGGCAUGCCCCCGCCUCCGCCGCUGGGCAUGGGGCCUUGCAGUGCCAGUAGUCACUUGUGAAGGGAUUAUGGACCCGUACAAUGUAUUUGACUUUGUGGAGCGUCGGCUGUACUAAGGGGGAAGCUUACGCGCGCGCUAGAAAAUGGUUGCUUGACACAGCUCGUACACCUUGCUAACAGUUGCCUGGUGCUGUUAAUCCGCCGGAUUUCGGGCCUUAUACUGACACGCUUGCGGGCUGCUGUGCGGAGGUUGCGUGAUGCCAACAGUGCCUGGUCGGCACGCGGCGUCGCCAGGUGGUAGCUCCAGUUGCAGG